AAAUCGGCUGCAAUGACGAGAAACGGGAAACGCAACAAGACGAGUUUGCAAAAUCCCACGGAUGUCAAACUGCAAGGUUUUUCUUUUGUCGCAAUGGCACGAGGUUGGAAUCGGCGGGGGCUUUUGGGAGGACAAGCCGAGGUCAGGUUAUGACAGCCUUUAUUACACGACUCUACUGCACCGGGAUCAGAACAUUAGACAUUUAAGAACCACAUGCCCAUCUCUGACUACAGGAGGCGAUAUACUCGGAGGUUCAAGUGAAAGGCGCAACACACAUACAAUGUGAUAUUAUCAUUAGAAGGUGGGCCGGUCGACUUGCACCCACUUGUACGUGUCAUGCGUUCCGAUGUGCUACCAGUCUCUUAAAAUAAUUAACAUUAAGUUUAUAUAGCGCCUUUCCAAUACUCAAAGCGUUUCACAAAUAUUUAAAGGAAUACAACAGAUAUAAAAAUCAAAGAAGACAUUAAUAACGCAGAACACAAACUAAUGUCAAACUUUGUUCCGUUUGCUACCCCUCGACGUAUCUGCGCUUGCUUGCCCGCUACUUUUAGUCUGACGUGAAGGCAGCACAGUCGACUACUGCUGGCCGCCACAUCUCAAAAACGGGCUCACUUCGGACCUUCAAUUCAAUCUCAAUGUGGAGUCACCGCCCCCUGCAGCGCACGUCCGGGCGUCCUGUCUCACCUCAGCUUUCAUCUUCCAAAUCCACUUAAUCCACACUUUCUAUCUAAAAUGAUUAUCAAAUCAGAGCUUUCCCCACACUGUUAAUCUGUUGGGAUAAUUGGCCUAGGGCUGCACAAGACUCAGCCUGCAUUUGUAAGUGGCAUAUAGCGCCUUCACACGCCUCCUGAUUACUGGGGACUUUUAUUUAUGUUCGCACGUGCAAUCCAGGAUCACCUUGCAGUGAUAUAGGGCAUCAUGAUUAUUGGAAUUUUAUUUUAUUUUUCCUUCAGUGUGAGGACUGGCAUGGAAACGCCUCCUUCAAGGCAACAUGGGGAGUCCAGAUUAGUGACUGAACCCUCAGCCUGAAACUGCCAGCUUUAAAACGCUUCUCAGGGAAACACUUUCUAUAUUUCUCCAAUGUUAGUCCCGACUGGAUGAGUCACUUGCUCAGGGUCACCUUAGACUAGUCAGCAAAACCAGUUAAUCCAUUAGGUUAACAGAGGUGGACACCCGUCAUCUGAGGGGCUCCAUUUAUGAAAUUUAAGAGGCACAUGUUCCAGAAACUGCUGAGAGAGACCACUCACACUCAUCGAAACUUAUGGAUAACAAGGGCUUUGACCAGCACUGUUCGUCAGGUCAAGUGUCAUUUAAGCAAAACAAUUUUAUCAAGUGCUUUUCCAUGGAGAAAGCUGCCUACUUUCUUCUACGUGGUGAAUUCUGGAUGGUAAAUCGAUGGAGCUCAGACGCCAAUUGAAGGCUCCAUUCUAGCUUCCCACCUGUUUCAAACCCAUCCAUACGUAUUUUGAGCCUCAUUUCAAACCUGACACAUCUCAUGAAGCUGAAACCUACCACAGCAGCAAUGGAGGAAAGGCAGGAAUGAACCUGAAACUGCUGCACCUCCAUUAGACUCAUACGGGUGUGUUUUUGAGGUAGAUGAAAACCAGAAUCCUGUGAGAAAACACACAUACUACAGACAGUGGCUUGAACCCUGAUCACUGGAGUUAUGAACCAAAACCAUUGUGCUGGAGAGCAUAUUGAGAAGACAUGCUGCCCAGCAAUAGAUGAAAUGACCCAUAUGCAUUACAUACAAGGAGCUGAACCCUGAGCCCAGGAGGUUGCCGAAAUGUGAUGAAGUGUAAUGCCUCGGAGCAGUGCUGGUUUGUGAAGCACGUGAAGGACUGCAAGAACAAUGAUGGCUUCAUUGACUACCUGCAGGGGGCGUUCUGCACCUUCCCCCACCACCUUCUUCCACUGGCAGUGAUUCUCUAUAUCUGCUGGCUGCUCUUGCUGUUUUUGAUGCUCGGAGUGACCGCGUCCAACUUCUUCUGUCCCAAUCUGGCAGCCAUCUCCAGUAGCCUGAAGCUGACCCACAAUGUUGCUGGAGUAACCUUCCUCGCAUUUGGAAAUGGAGCCCCCGAUUUAUUCAGUGCAGUGGCGGCCUUUUCAGAUCCCCGGACGGCAGGGCUGGCCAUAGGAGCGCUUUUUGGCGCAGGCAUUUUUGUCACAACUGUCGUGGCUGGUGGAGUAGCUCUUGUGAAGCCCUUCACCAUGGCUUCCAGACCGUUCCUGCGUGACGUCAUCUUCUACAUGGUGGCUGUGUUCUGGACCUUUUUCAUCCUUUACAUUGGGAAGAUUAACCUGGGUGAAUCUCUAGGUUACAUCGCCCUCUACAUCCUGUAUGUGUUCAUAGUGAUAAUCAGCACGGUGAUCUACAGUCGACAGAAGAACCUGGUCCACACCCCACUUCACAGAGGCUCCCCAGAAUCAGAUUUGCUGCAGGACUCAGAAGACUCGGGUAUCCUGUCCUCAAAUGGAACCAUUCAGGACUAUGCAGAUAAUGAGUACCAGCCACUGCUACCUUACACAGAGUCCACAGUUCAAAGCUUUCUGAGCUCCAUUAACCCCCUGGACAUUCGGAAAUGGCGGAGAAGGAAAUGGUACCAGAAAGUCAUUAAGGUGAUCAAGUUGCCGAUGGAGUUCAUCCUGCUACUUACAGUGCCAGUGGUUGAUCCAGACAAGGAGGAUCACAACUGGAAGCGGCCUCUCAAUUGUGUCCACUUGAUCACCGGGCCACUGACCUGCAUUAUGACCUUCAAAGCGGGCACAUAUGGACUCUACCGCAUCUCAGGGGACUUUCCUCUGUGGGUCCUUGUCCUACUUGUUGGGCUUUUCCUGGCGGGCAUCGUGUUCUUCACCACCACCAACCAGGAGCCUCCCAAGUAUCAUUUUGUGUUUUCGUUACUGGGCUUCCUGGUCAGCGCCAUGUGGAUCAGCACGGCAGCUACAGAGGUGGUGAACCUCCUGCAGACAUUUGGUGUGAUCUUUAACUUGAGCAAUACGGUUCUGGGCCUGACGCUUUUGGCCUGGGGGAACAGCAUUGGAGAUUGCUUUUCCGACAUCACCAUAGCACGGCAGGGUUAUCCACGAAUGGCUAUAGCAGCCUGCUUUGGCGGAAUAAUCUUCAAUAUGUUGCUUGGAGUCGGCAUCGGGUGCUUGCUGCAGAUGCCUGGCGGUGCAAACGUGGUAAAGCUCCAACCAGAAGGUCUCCUCGUCUGGAUCCUCGCUGGUGCCUUGGGUCUCAGUUUGGUCUUCUCCUUCAUUCUCGUCCCAGCGCAGUGCUUUCGCGUCAGUCGAACGUACGGCAUCUUCCUGCUUUUGUACUACAUGAUUUUCCUGGUUGUGGCACUCCUUACAGAAUUCAACAUUAUCCACUAGUCGAAGACCCUGAUCUCCUGGUUUGGCUUGCCUUUUUCUUUAGAGGGAUGCAAGAGGCCUUGCCUUCUCUUUCAUACAUGGGGCAUUCCCUUCACGCUGCCCAUAUACCCAGUAGACAAGGUCAGGAAACUCUAACAGGGUCUGAGAACUUGCAGGGAUAAUUCAGCCUAUUCGCUGGAGUUUUAUUAUCUCCAUUGGGAGAUGAAAGCAGCCUUCAGACGUGAAGACUUCUAGAAGCGGCUCAGCCAAUGACACGUGCCGUGAGACGGAAUGUUGAUCCCGCAUCUAUUUAUUCUGAUUUUUUUUUUUUCUUCCCUACGUCUUUCUAAUUUGCACAUUUAGUUACACAAGUUGCAAGUGUGCAGGUACACGAGAGGAUAUUAUUUUGGACAUUUUUAAAUGUUUUAAUCUAUUCAACUUUGAUAAAGUCAUUCAGAAGUAUGGUAUGUGGAAAACUAUCCAUGGAUCUUUUUUUUUUGUUUGUUUUACUUUUUAUCAACGCGGAGACAUACAUUUUUGAAUCUUUUAAUUGGAUAUUUACUUUAUAAAAGUGAAGCUCUGCUGUAUUUUGAGAUGAAAGGCUGUAACAUCAAAUAAGAAAUACAAACAGCGGAAUUUAAAUGUAAAAACUGCCUAACCAACUACCUACUGGACUGUUUUACUGGAAACGUGACUGUUAUAGUCGAAGCCAUACUGGCAUUUAUUUUAAAAUUUUUCUGAAUAUUAUUUUAAAAUAUGUGUGGAGUAGAGACUCUUUAUUUUAUUCAGGUAGCUACUAACUGGCAAUCUCAUGAUUUGCCAUUGGAGAGCAGUAUUCACCUGAUUCUUAGGUAAAUAAGGAAAAUGCUGGGAUGAGUCGACGAGACCUUGAAUGCGUUCUUGACUCGUGUGUACAAAGCAAGCCUCCUUACCCCACCCCAAGCAAUCACGACGUGGGUAUGGGUGUCGUGGUGUCCCUCUUUUAAUGUGAUCUUUAGGGCCCAGGGUCUACCUGUUUACAUAUAAAACACUGUCAGUGUGCAUAACUUACCAAAUGAAAAUGUAGCUUUGCACACUUGCUGAUAAACUACAAAGUAAGCUAAAUUUAUACAAUCUUUGUUACUUUUAGAGGAGUUUUUUUUUUUAACUCCUGUUGUACACUGUGAUUUGCACACAAGUAGAAAUGUAUAGUUUUUUCUAUUAAAGGUGAUAAAAAAUUUAAAA
Molecule: messenger RNA, 4581 nt
Organism: Polypterus senegalus (gray bichir)
Lineage: Eukaryota; Metazoa; Chordata; Cladistia; Polypteriformes; Polypteridae
Gene: slc8b1
Product: solute carrier family 8 member B1
Exons: 15
Coding region: 1792-3378 (528 amino acids)
Biological process (GO): calcium export from the mitochondrion; intracellular calcium ion homeostasis
Cellular component (GO): membrane
Molecular function (GO): calcium:sodium antiporter activity
Source: RefSeq, a predicted model, not a curated record